Messenger RNA from Closterium sp. Naga37s-1, 7935 nucleotides. Lineage: Eukaryota; Viridiplantae; Streptophyta; Zygnematophyceae; Desmidiales; Closteriaceae. The record is from the annotation of a GenBank genome assembly.
AUGGCGGGAACAGCGUUGUCGCGACAGCUGCGGCAAAUCGCCCUCUCGACGGGCCCAACUGCAGCUGAUGUCGUCACCAAGUCGAGCGGCAAACGGGGGGCGCACAUUAGGCCGUCCCUUAUUUUCGAGGCCAAGGAAGCCGCUGACGUGGACGCGGAAACCAUCUUACACAUGGCGCAAGCAGGUCUGGCGGAGCUGGUGGCGAUGGACGCGCGCUUCAAGCCGUUUCUCAGCACGCUCUUCUCGCCCGCCAGCCUGCAGACGGAUCGCGACGACGAGCCGCCCGACGUGGUGGCGGCGCUGGACCGGUCGAUCGACGCGUUCCUCAUGCUGCUCUCCGACGCGCUGCUGCUGCCCGCCAGCCACAAGCCGCUCGAGUACCUCAUCCGCAAGUACCGGGUGCAGCAGUGCAACGUGGACUCGCUGGUGCUGGCGGCGCUGCCGUACCACGAGACGAGCCUCUUCGUGCGCAUCGUGCAGCUGCUCUCCCUCAAGCACUCCAAGUGGGCACCAGUGCUGCACGGCUGCAAGGCCAAUGGCGCGGCAAUCCCGAGGGCGCAGCUCGUGCAGAGAUGCGUCAAGGAUGACUCCUUCUUCCAUACCAUGUGCCAUGCGGCGGAGAAGGCGGCCACCUGUGUGGUCCGGGGCGGCCCUGCAUCAGCGGCUCCCCCCACGGCGCCUGCAGCGCCCGCCAUGCGGCUGCUCACCUUCACGAGCGUGCUGCUGCUGGAGGCGCUGGCUGCCAUGCGCGUGUCCGUGGACGCACUCUCCCACCUGCUGCCCUUCAUCCUCAACGGCCUGCAGCCCUCCGCCGUGCAUGAGCACAGGCUGGCGGCCAUGAUGCUGGUGUCGCAGCUGGCCAACCGCUCGCAGCUCUCCACGCAGGUCGUCAACUCCCUCCUCGUCGCCCUCCUCUCCCCCACCGCUGCCACUGCCUCCGCUGCCCGCACUGCGCGCGACAUGAGAGCACCACCGAGCGCCAUCUCCAUGGACGCCUUCCUCGUCGUCGUCCACCUCUCCGCGACGCAACGAAUCCUGUCUCUCCCAUCCAGGGCGGUCACCAACAUUCUCACAGACAAGCACUUUGUGGAUGUGCUGAGCGCUGCGGCACACAAGUUCAACACGGCCAAGAUUCUCAACCUGCUGGCUGACACACUGCUGCCCAAGAUUGCAACAUCGCAGGCAGCGGCGGAUGUGCUGCUGGCCAUGCUGCGCCAGCUGCCGCGUGCAGCACUCUCCCCUCUCGUGCCUCGCCUCGCCCUCUCCCUGCUGCGCUUCGCCGUCGGCAAGGGCCUGCCACAGGGGGCACCCGUGGUGCUCUCCUCCCUGCAACCUCGCAUCCAGCCGCUACUGCUGGCCCUCUCUCUCAAGUUCACCUCACCGACUGAUGCUGCCAUCGCUGCAGUCUUAGAGUCGCUCGCAUCCGCUCCUGCCGAGCGCGCCACGCUCGUGUCCUUCCUGGGCACCGCCCUCUCUGCCAGCCCCUGUGCACUGCAGCAAGUCGAUGCCCCUCCUGCUGCCACGGGGACAAGCGUGCAGCAGCAGCAACAGCAGCAGAAGCAGCAGCAGCAGCAGCAGCAGCAGCAGCUGUUGUCAGUUCAUUUGGCAAUCGAUCAUGCACAAUGGCAAGUGCGGAAGGCAGCAGUGGAGCAGCUGCCAGGGCUCAUGGCGGCAGCAGGGAAGCACGUGGACACGGACGAGGCGGCUCAAGGCGAGGUGCAGUCAUUUGUGUCAUCUGCGCUGCAGCGGCGACUGGCAGAUGACAGCUGGGAAGUGCUGCACGCUGCUGUCACCUCUCCGCUCCUCCCACAUGCCCUUUCUGCCUCUCUCCUCGUCGCCCCUCUCAAAGCCAUUCUCCUCCGCCCGCUGCCGCCUGCCUCCGAGCCUCUACCUGCUCACAUCAAGGAGUGUCAGAGCACCGCCCUUCACCUCCUGCGCACGGCUGUCAUGGGGCCAGCGCUCAAAACAUAUCCGGGGGAAGACGAGGGGCAGGGAAGCGAGGAGGGGGAGGAGGGGAGAGCGGGAGGUUUGGUGCAGGGGGUGGCGGAGGAGGUGAUGCCACAUGUGCUGCUGUCUGCUCUCAUGCCCUCUCAGCCCUACUGUCCUUCCAGUCCCCUCGCCAACCCCCAAAUGCUGCACGAGGCUCUUCUCAUGGCACAGCAGCUCGCGCCCCACUUCCCCCUCUUCCUCCACCUCCCCUCCCCUUCACUCGCUUCCCUCUCCUUGCCCUCUUUCUCCACCUCCGAUGCCCUCUCUCUCGUAACCUUCGCCCUUGCUGUUGCCAUCACACCACCUUCCCUCUGUUCCGCACAACGAUCUGCCUCAAAAGACAUGUGGCGCACUGCCAUUCGCUUCAGCCGCUCUGCUUUUGCUUCAACCUCUCCUGCUGGGCGACAGCUGUUGCUGCUUGCACUUCUUGGAGCAGCACACAGCCUCCCUGCCACGUCAACCUCGCUGGAAUCAGCACUGCAGUCACGUGAAAAUGUUGCCGUGGCAGGGAGCACGGAACUCCAAGAGGCGAAGGAAGGAGGAGUUAUGGAUUUUGCGGAGGAGGCAGUGGGUCUGGUGCAGGAUGCGUGGAAGGCAGUGGUGGCGCAGGCAGUGCAUGGGAGUGGAGGGGUGGGGGAGAAGCGACGGAAGGGUGCUGCCUCUGUCCACCUGGAUGCGCUGCUCUCCUCUCUCGCUCAGGCCGCAUUCUCAGCAGCUCCAGACGUGCACGCCAAGAUCUUCACACUGCUCUCCACACUCCCCGCCUCCUCCAUCGACUCCCACAGCCUGUCAGCCGACCUUACCAUCUCAUGCCUCUCAUCCCUUUUGAGGAAGCUUCCAGGAGCCACCCGGAUAAGUGAUAGUGUGUCAGGACCACGUAAGCAGCGAGGUGUUGUGGCAGGACGCGUGUUUGAGCUGCUGAUGGGCACAGCAAGUCCCAAGGCAGCUGCUCUGGCGGCAACACGCAUUGCUGGUGCAGUGCAAGCAAGGGCGGGGAGGCAGGAGGGAAAGAGCGAUGGUGAGGGAGGCGGGCGAGUGGAAUUUCAAGAGGCCAUGUUGCAGGCUGUGAGGGACAUGGGUCUACAUGCAGGGGAGACGGCAGGAGGGGAAGAGGGCAGCACGGGGCAGCAAGGCAUAUCUUCUCUGCUGCAGCUGCUGCUUGCACGAUUCGCCACUCGAGCCUCCCUCCUCACGUUUCUGGACCCCUUCCUCCUGCCCUCGGUCUCGUCUCACUCACCCUCCCUCCAACUAGCAGCGCUCUCCCUCCUCCCUGCUGUAGCUGCUGCUGCAGUGCCAGGGGACGCCAAGGCCAAUGAGGAGCUGCCACAUGUGCUUGUGGGAGUGCUGUUGCGCCUUAUGGUGGCGGUGCAGAGCCCUCUCAAGCCUGUUCGCAAGGCCGCUGUGCACGCGUUCGCGACCCUCACGCAGGCGACUGCCACUCUCCCCAGUUCCUCGUCCGCAGUGCCCUCUCCCUCCUCUCUUUCGCUCCUUGCAUCCACUUUCUCAACCGCCAAGGAUGCUCUCCUCUCGGACCCCUCCCUACCACUUGCCCUCUCCUCCUCCACUAUUGCCCUCUCGCUGCCCGCCUUCACACCUGCUGCAUCCUCCACCUCCAUCCCUCCCAAACCCUGCCAAGCUGCUGCUCUGCUCAUUCGUCUGCUGGACCCCUCGUGUGCUGCGUCCACUGGCUCCAGCCCCCCACUCGACGUCUUGCAGGCCCUGGCUGUCCACAUGCUCGCAUCAAUUCCAGCAGCCACUGCUCUCCUCCCGCUGGGCCUACUGCCGCCUCGCCUGCACAAGCUGCUCUCCCGCCGCCUGCACUGCCACCUGCAGCAGGCACAAGGUGCUUCUGGGCCGCCACUGCCACACAAGACAGCAUCAGUGGACGCAGCAGCACGGCUGGGGGGGAGGCUGGAACUGGAUGAGGUGCACCUGCUGGCUGUGGGCUUGCAGCUUGUAGCUGCUGCCGCAUCAGGAGGUGGGCAGGGAGGGGCUCAGGACGAGGAGAUGAGGGAGGAGGGAGGCGAAGGAGAGGAGAGUCCGAAAGAUGGGAAGGAGAAAGCGCAGCACACAGCAGGGCAUGGGGUUACUGCGCUUGACAUUGCACCGCUGUUGCUCAUGGCAAUGCAGGUACAGGGUGCCAUGUCAGCUGAUGACGUGGCAGUGGAGGCCCCAUCCAUCACGGCAGCAGGUGUGGUCACAAAUGACUUCUUGGAGGCUCUGCCAGACACCUACCAGGAUGGGCUCGUGGCGAGUCUGCUCUUCCUCAUGGCAGCAUCUGAGGCCUCGCCUGCAGCGCGCCAGGCAGCCAAGGAGGCACUCCGGCGCCUCAAGCUGAGCCCAACCACGCUUGCGCGCCUCAUCACGGCCCUCUUCUCUCCAUCAUCGGCGUCUCAUGGCGCCCCUCAGGCGACCAGCUCCAACAAGCCACACAUGGGUGCCUAUGUGCCGCUUUCUGACUCGCUGCCAGUGGAACUACGUGUGGCUGCCGCAACUGGUCUGCUGGAGAUGCUGCUGUGGAAGGAGGACGUCACAGCACAGCAGACCAUCCAGCUAUUCCCGUCGCUGGCCACGGCCAUUAGCUCUGUUCUCUCCCACCGCUGGCCGAUGCUACCAGCACCCAACUCCAAUGAUGCAGAGGAAGAGGGGGGAGAGCAGGGAGGGCAUCAGGCAGAGGAUGGAGAGGGCGAUGUGGCAGGGAGUGAGGUUGCAAUGAGCGCCCAGAUGUUGGGAGCCGUUGAAUUCGUGCUGCAGCUGGUGCUGACGGUGGCACGCAACGCCCUCUCCUCACACACGCACGUGGAGGAGGGACAGGACGAGGCAAUGGAAAGUGAGGGGGGGGAGGAUGAAGAGGGCAUGGAGCAUGGGGAGGAGGAGUGUGUGGUGCACAUGGUGGGGGCGGCAGUGGAGGUGGUGAAGGGGCGGAGGGACCCUGCCACUGCGAGUGCAGCCAUAGCGGUGCUGGCAGCUGCUGCAGAGAGGCAGCCAGAGGAGGUGGUGGAGCACGUGGUGGCAGUGCUCUCUGUUGCCACCUCAACCACCCUCGCCCUCGACAUUCGGGAGUCACACGACGCCAUCCACCGGCUCGUGGAGGCAGUGCUUCCUGCAUGGCUGCACCACAACCAGGAUGUCACUCCCCUGCUUCAGAUGGUCGUGUCAUCCCUGCCCUCCAUGCUUCAUCACCACCGCAUCGCCCUCCUCUCUGCUCUCCUCAGAGGUGUCUCUCCAUCGUUGGGCCUAGCUCCGCUUCUGCUGCUGCUGCUAACCACCACAGGCGUCACACCCUCACUUCUCACAGCACGUGCCAACAAUCCCAAAGAUACCCCUCGCUCUGCGCGGGCGCGCAGGCAGGCAGCUCUGCAGCAGCACGCAUACUGGAGGCGGCGGGGGGACAGCACAGGCGAUGAGAAGCAAGGCGAGUGGGGGCUCAGCCUGGCAUUUGAGCUCUGUUCGCAGGUUCCAGGAAGCAUCCGACUGGAGGCGUAUGUGAAGCUUUUGGAAGCCACAUGCCCUCCAAUCAUAGCGCGACGGAAGGCGAGUGCAGCAGUAGAUGAGGCAUGUGAUUGGUGGAGUGGGACGGGUCCGGAUGACGAUGUGGUUGUGGUGAGCUUUGUGGGUGCUGAGUUGCCAGCUGCAGUGGCAGCUAUGGAGGAGGAGCUGGGGAUGGAGGGAGGGGCAGAUCCAGCAGAGGGUGGGGAGGGAGGGCUCAACAAUGAGGGUGAUGCUGCAAUGGUUGACACCCAGCACCGACAGCUCUUUGUGUCUCUUCUAGAGCAUGUGGUUCUUCGCCUCCGUGCCACUGCUGCCGCUACUGCUGCCAGUGCUGCUGUGUCCGCCCCCCUCACCACCGCAUCCUAUCCUCCUGCCCUCAAGGACAGGGCGGAUUCGGUUGCUUCAGCAGCGUAUGAGCUGCUGCAGACUCUGGAUGACGUCACUCCUAGUGGUGUGUUCCUGCAAGCAGUGCAGACGCUACUGACCAACCCCAGCACUCAUAUUCGACGCAAGGUUCUUCGGCUGCUUGCCGCCCGAGUGCGGGCCUCCGCGCCCCACACCCUCAUGCCGCAUGGCCGGGGCAAGGGUAGGAGCAAGCAGCGGUUGGCGCAGGCAGCUCAAGAAGAAGCGAGGGAGUAUGCAUCGGUGGCAGGACAGCUGGCGCACAUGGGCGCACUCGAGGGGGCUGACAGGUCCCUGGCAACACAAAUGGCUGCUCUGCAGACACUCGAUGCCAUCAUCAAGCGCUUCGCGUCGUUGGCUUCUGAAGAUUUCUCCCCGGCACUGGCCCCUCUCAUUCGUAUCAUCUCCUCUCACUCGUCCCCACCGCUCCUCUCUGCUGCUGCAUUGCGCUGCCUCUCGUCCCUCGCCUCCUCACUGCACCAUCUGCUGCUGCCCCACCUGCCUGUCCUCAUGCCGCCUCUAUUCGCCUCAGCUGACCGGGCCCUUGCUGCGGCAGGAAAUGGGGCGGUGGAGGAAUUUGGGGCAGAUGAGGGGGGUGCGGAGGAUGGGGAUGAGCAGAUGGAGGAGGGUGAGGGGCAUGGGAGAGCAGAGGUGGUGAGUGAGGGGGUGGCACAUGACCUGCUGGCUGCUGUGCUGCAGGCUCUGGAAGCCAUGCUGGCAGCCAUGGGUCCUCUCCUCUCUCCCUUCACUCCUCGCAUCCUCGCCUGCACCUGCCUCAGUCCCGUGCUUCUCUGCUGCCCCUCGACCUCGGUGAUGCAGCAUGCCCAUGCUGUGCGACAGCUGCUCAUUCAGAAGCUUCCUAUGCGGCUGCUUCUGGACCCUCUGGUCUCCUCCUGGUCCACGGCGACAGCUGCAGGCCCUGCACCCUCUGCUGCUCUGCUGCACAUGCUGGCUCGCACCGCCUCCCACAUGGACCGGGCUGCUGCCUCCACCUUCCACGCCCGCAUCUUCGACUUCCUCCUCCUCCGCACCUUCGAUGUCCGCCGUGCCCCUCCCUUUCCCCCCUCCACUGACAGCUCCUCCAAUCAGCGUCUGCCAGGUGCCACACAGAUGGUCACGGCUCCUGAUGUGGAAGGAGCAUCAGUGACGGCAAUGGUGGGGCUGGUGAUGAAGACGAGUGAGAGUGUGUUCAAGCCCAUGUUUGUGCGCGUGCUUGAAUGGGCCGCCAGUGAAUAUGCUGCUGAUGGUGAUGCCAUAUCACCAGCAGGCAGAGUGGAGCGACACCUCACUCUCUUCGGUCUCGUCAACGUGCUCUCUGACAAGCUCAGGUCGGUGUUCGUGCCAUACUUCCAGUACCUCUUCGACAUUGCCAUUCGCCACCUUGUUGGCACUAGUGAUGCUGCCAAGGGGGGGAUUAAGAAGAAGAGGCGCAAGUCAGCAAGCGUGGCAGCAGCAGCAGAGGACAGCAUUGCACAGUGGCAGCUGAGGCACCUGGUGGUGUGUGCGCUGCACAAGUGCUUCCUCUAUGACUCCAACGCCGCCUUCUUGGAUGCAACACGCUUCCAGGCUCUCUUGGAGCCUCUCAUAUCUCAGAUCGACAGAGAGCCUCCAGCUGGGGUGGCUUCCAUUGUUUCUACUCCGUCUGCUCCAGAAGCUCUCUCGGCGGCGUCUCAGCUUUCAGAGGCACACCUGAUGCUGGAGCCCUACAUUGCAGCGUCUGUCCCAAGCAUCAGCGCCGUGGAUGAUGAGCUCGUGACAUGCCUCGGUGAAAUGACCAUUGCAGGGGGGUCUGAUAUCCUCUGGAAGCAGCUCAACCACCAGGUUCUGAUGUGCACUAGGAGUGAGCGGGUGCGGUCGCGUCAGCUGUCUCUGCGUGUUGUCAACGAGAUCGUGGAUCGGGUUCGCGAAGAGUACGUGGUGCUGCUGCCCGAAUCCAUCCCCUUCUUGGCGGAGCUGCUGGAAGAUUCAGACGCCAAUGUGGCUGAGAGUGCGAAGAGCCUGGUGAAGAAACUGGAGGAGCUCAGUGGUGAGGAACUCACCCAGUACUUUUAA